CAUUCUGGCGCGGAGCGCAGCAGCGACGGGCGCAGCUAGCAGGUCGGCUACGGAGCGGGGGUGCAGCGCGCUUUACCCCCGUACCCCUCCCCCUCGGACGCAGCCCCACCCCUCCGCCCGCCGGGCCGUCCCAGCCGAACUAUCCCCUGCGGCGCCAGCGCGGGGCGGCUCCGGGCGCCCCUAGCAGACCCCCACCAUGGGCAGCCAGAGCUCCAAGGCUCCCCGGGGCGACGUGACCGCCGAGGAGGCAGCGGGCGCUUCCCCCGCGAAGGCCAACGGACAGGAGAAUGGCCACGUGAAAAGCAAUGGAGACUUAACCCCCAAGGGUGAAGGGGAGUCACCACCCGUGAACGGAACAGAUGAGGCAGCUGGGGCUACUGGCGAUGCCAUCGAGCCAGCGCCCCCUAGCCAGGAAGCUGAGGCCAAGGGGGAGGUCGCUCCCAAGGAGACCCCCAAGAAGAAGAAGAAAUUCUCUUUCAAGAAGCCUUUCAAAUUGAGUGGCCUGUCCUUCAAGAGAAAUCGGAAGGAGGGUGGGGGCGAUUCCUCGGCCUCCUCACCAACAGAGGAAGAGCAGGAGCAGGGGGAGAUCAGCGCCUGCAGCGACGAGGGCACUGCCCAAGAAGGGAAGGCCACUGCCACCCCUGAAAGCCAAGAGCCCCAGGCCAAGGGGGCAGAGGCUAGUGCUGCCUCCAAGGGAGGAGACACGGAAGAGGAGGCAGGGCCCCAGGCUGCAGAGCCAUCUACUCCCUCGGGGCCUGAGAGUGGCCCUGCAUCGGCCAGCGCUGAGCAGAAUGAGUAGCUGGGUGGGGGCAGGUGGGUGAUCUCUAAGCUGCAAAAACUGUGCUGUCCUUAUGAGGUCACUGCCUGGACCCGGUGCCCUGGCUGCCUUCCUGUGCCCAGAAAGGAAGGGGCUUGUUGCCCCCUCCCAGCCACGACCCCUCUCUCCCUCCUGUGGAUUCUCCCAUCAGCCAUCUGGUCUUACUGUUAAGGCCAGUCGAAGAUGGUCCCUUACGGUUUCCCAAGUUAGGUUAGUGAUGUGAAAUGCUCCUGUCCCUACCUCCUCCCCAGGCCCCACCCCUGCAGAAGGCAAUUGCUGGCUUUCCUCCCAAUUCUUUUCCAAGUACGUUUUGUUUAUUCUACUUCUGAAACCCCUGAGCCAGAAGUGGGGGGGCUUAUACUCCCAAACCCUGAGUGUCCAGCCUUUCCCCUGUUGAGUUUUUAGUCUCUUGUGCUGUGCCUAGUGGCACCUGGGCUGGGGAGGACAUUGCCCCGUCUGGGUUUUAUAAACGUCUUACUCAAGUUCAAACCUCCAGCUUGUGAAUCAACCAUAUCUCUGACUUGACAAGCAAGUGUUAGGCUUCGGGGCGGGAGGGAGGUCUGUAAUGUGAAACAACUUUUUGUUGUCUUUUUUUUUUUCUCCCAUCGUUGUAAAUAACUUUUAAUGGCCAAACCCCAGAUUUGUACUUUUUUUUUCUAACUGCUAAAAUCGUUCUCCUCCACCUGGAUUUGCUGUAACAUUUGGAACAGGAAUAAAUGUUGUCCCUUUA
This is a messenger RNA of Mesocricetus auratus (golden hamster), 1547 nucleotides long. RefSeq names its product MARCKS like 1 (gene Marcksl1). Lineage: Eukaryota; Metazoa; Chordata; Mammalia; Rodentia; Cricetidae. The record is from RefSeq and is a predicted model, not a curated record. Gene Ontology annotation, biological process: central nervous system development; actin filament organization. Gene Ontology annotation, cellular component: cytoplasm; plasma membrane. Gene Ontology annotation, molecular function: calmodulin binding; actin filament binding.